ACCCAGCACUACAGAGUAGACAUUCUGAAAAGGAGGCACUGAGAUGGCUUUCUUCAACUUACAUCUAUUAGGAUAUCAGCAUCCCCUUCGGAAUAAAAAGAAAACCACAACUGAAGAAACAGACCAGAAGGAUGCAGGGUCCUCAAGGUUUCCACCGAUUGUCUCCGAAGAUGGUAAUUACUCCGUACACUGGAAUAGCCACAAGCGCUAUCAGGAAGCCGUACGAAAGGUGUUGUUAAAGACAUUCCCCAAUCAGGUCUUUCGAGUCCCAGUGACCGAUGCUCAGAACUUCAGCUUCUGGUGGACCAACCAUUCAAGUGUGCGUCCAGAGAAAACCAUACCAUGGAUCCACUGUCGACGCCAUUGUCUUAUUAAAAGCCCGAUGACCAGAUAUAUGGAUCACUCUAUUCUCAACGACAAAACCUUCCCUCAGUAUUGAGGAGGACAUGCCUGCAGGACAAGAUGAAAACUGGAGGGAGGGCAAGGGGGAAUCGAGGUGGUAGGGGAAGCGAAAUAAACAAACUGAACUAAAA
Messenger RNA from Microtus ochrogaster (prairie vole), 533 nucleotides. It is a transcript of the gene Spmip11, whose product is annotated as sperm microtubule inner protein 11. NCBI's taxonomy places the organism in Eukaryota, Metazoa, Chordata, Mammalia, Rodentia, Cricetidae. The record is from RefSeq and is a predicted model, not a curated record.